Molecule: messenger RNA, 1501 nt
Organism: Corylus avellana
Lineage: Eukaryota; Viridiplantae; Streptophyta; Magnoliopsida; Fagales; Betulaceae
Product: TLD-domain containing nucleolar protein
Source: RefSeq, a predicted model, not a curated record
CAGGAAAGAAAGCGGUUGAAAGGCGAAGCAAUGGGCAACGCUCAGUCCCCUCCUGCAGACCCCCGCUUCGCUUCCGCCUCCAGAGCUUUCGCCGAAAAGGAACUUGAAGAACUCAGGUCCGUAUUCGCGUCACUGGCUGCCCAAUCGCAGAGCAAUGGCCAAUACAUCUCUCCCUCUGUUUUCAAGACCUAUUUCGGACUCCGCGGUCCUCUCGGCGACCGAAUGUUCGAUUUGGUCUCCCAGCAACGCAAGGAUCAACGCCUCACCUUUCAAGACCUCGUUAUUGCUAAAGGGACUUAUGAGAAAGGAACAAAAGAUGAGAUUGAAGAGUUCAUUUACCAUUUAAUAGACGUAUCAGGCGAUGGCGUUUUGGGGAGGUCUGAUCUGGAAGCUGUUUUAAUUGCAAUGUAUGAGACUGUAUUCUUCGUGAAAGACAGUGAACAUGGAUCAAGUUCACAUAAGGGCAUUGGGGACAUAUUUCUUAAUGCUGCAACUUUCUCAACGCAUGUGGACGGGUGUGCUGAAAAAUGUAUGUCUUUGGAAGAUUUCAGAAAUUGGUGUACUCUUGUCCCAUCUGUCAGGAAGUUCCUUGGAAGCUUGUUGAUGCCACCUGAUCCAGGGAGGCCGGGAUCUCAAGUUCCUUAUCUACAGCAUUGGGAGAGUGUUGAUCCUAACAUGGUGUUAUUGAGGAAGGAAUAUGCUUGGCAUAUAGGAGGAGCCCUUUCACAGCAAGAGCUGGAGGAAUGGAAACUUUUAUAUCAUAGUGCUUACAAUGGUCAGAGUUUUAAUACAUUCUUGGGCAACAUAUCAAAUGAAGAUGGGCCAACUGUGUUGAUUAUUAAGGAUAAAGAAGGUUACAUAUAUGGAGGUUAUGCUUCUCAGCGAUGGGACAGGCAUAGUGAUUUCUAUGGUGACAUGAAGUCUUUUCUUUUUCAGCUAUAUCCAAAGGUAUCCAUAUUCAGGCCUAGCGGAGCAAACAGUAAUAUACAAUGGUGCGCUGUGAAUUUCAGUUCAGAGGACAUCCCAAAUGGCAUUGGUCUUGGAGGACAAGCGAAUCACUUUGGUCUGUUUCUCUCUGCAAGCUUUGAUCAGGGGCACACAUUCAAUUGUACCACAUUUGGCAGUCCUUGCCUUUCCAAGACCAGUCGAAUAUGCCCGGAAGUGAUAGAAUGCUGGAGGGUUGUUCCCAAAGGAGCACAAAGAAGGCAUGAUGCUGUCAAAGGUACUGUGUUAGAAAGAUUUAAGGAGGAUCGCCAUAUGCUUAACAUGGUUGGGCUUGCAAAUUCGAGCGAGUAAUCUGGUGAUCCACCUUUUUAUUGCUCUACAAUCAGAAAAAUCACACGUUGUAGCUAAGGAUUUGCACUCAAUAUCUUUGAGUUGAUGUUCUAACAUUUAUUGUUUAUAAUGUCAUUGCUGUAAAGUUGGAACAUAUUUACUAGAUCUGUAAAUACUUCUACGAGUCUAAUGAAGAUUAUGCCGGCCAAAAGUGCGUUUUUAAACA